Messenger RNA from Dendroctonus ponderosae (mountain pine beetle), 2778 nucleotides. RefSeq lists its product as uncharacterized. Bases 701 to 2677 code for a protein of 658 amino acids. The transcript has 8 exons. The record is from RefSeq and is a predicted model, not a curated record. Lineage: Eukaryota; Metazoa; Arthropoda; Insecta; Coleoptera; Curculionidae.
UGCGAAUUGCUGUCAUAAAUAUUGUGAGAUUCAAAGAAUCGCACCAACACGUUAAGGAGUGCGUUCGCAGGUUUCGCUGUAAGCUUUAGCAUUAGGAUAAGUGACGUAUAUGGUGUAUUGUCAACUGUUAUUGUGACUGUUAUAAGUGGUUAUAAGCACGUUAUAAGACACUCAAAUAAUAGCUAAGUUUAUACAUUUUUCUAGUUAUUGUUCUUGAAAAAUUCUCUUUCUUCCAAAAAAUUGAGAUCCCGAUAUUGCAGUUAGUCUGUCCGUUUGGAGCAAUUUGUGGCUCGGAAGGACAGGUACUGCACGAACACAAAUUUUAAGGUUAUUUCUUGGCACCUUAUAACGCAUAUUUGACCUUCUUUUGCCAAACAGGCCCUGUUCUAGCCAAGACAGGGCAUCAAACUAACUUCAAUCUAGCAAAAUAUCUCUGUUAAAAAGCAUGUCAAUCUCUAGUUUUCUUUAAAUGCGUACAUUAAAUUCAGGGCCCCAUGUAACCCAACUACCCACUGGAGCUUUGAUUGAGUGUCUCAUCCACCACUCAUACCACAGUAAUAUGUAGUGUUGUACGUGCAAGUUUAACUAAGGCUAAGACAGAUACAUUAAAUCUUCCAAGGAACCUUGAAGAAGAAUUUCACGGAGUUAAGAAGCUGGAUCUUAAAAGUUUGAUGAUAUGUGACUAAACUAAUGGACAAAAAUGAAUAAGUUCUUAAAAAGCGGCCGCUCGCCCAGCAGAGGCAAGGAUGACAUUCUUAAAAAAUCCAUUACCUCGAAUUUGUCCAACACCAUCAAGGAGAUUCAAUAUGCAUGUAUAGAAGAAGGGAAAGGAAACAAAGUCAUUGAUGUAACGGAUGUAGCUAAUGAGUUCUGCACAAUUGUCGAAGCUGUGUUCUUACAUGGAUUAAGAGACUCUAUGACACAUAGGUUUAGAAAAGCUAUGGCUCGACUGGAUGAGAGGCCCCCGCCUCCUGAUUUUUGGGCCCCGCUUCUCAUAAUAUCUCACAAACAAAUCAUAGACCAGAUCACCCAUUUGUCCCAAAUAACCAGUGAAGUAGGAUAUUGCAGAGCAUGGAUAAGGAUAGCUCUGAACGACUGCCUUUUAUCGUCGUACUUGUUGACUAUUCGCCAGGAUGCGUCGGCUAUGAAGUCAUAUUAUAAUCCCACUGCUUUUAUCCGGGACAAUGACAUGUUGGAUGUCGCUCAACGACUUAUUGAAGGUGUCGAAGGAAUCAAAACUUUUACAAUGCCCAUAAAUUCAAGUCUCCUAAACACUUGGCCGUCGCAAAGCUUAGUGUGGGCAGGAAUUUGGUUUCCAACCUUGAAAAAUACCCCUCUGGCGCCCUGCGACGACGUUGCAAUGAUAAUCGAGGAAGAUUCAAAGUUGCAGGGACAAGAGGAAGUAUCUGAUACCGCCUCCUUGUGUUCAGCCAUGUCCUUUGGCUCACAGACAUCAAGUCUACGUCAAGUCGUGGCUUUAUCAGAAGACGAAGUCUUGAAAAUUAUCUUAGCUAAAGAUGACAAUGCCGAGAACGCUGCAGAAUUACCUCACUCGACUUCCCAUGCAAAUUCUGAACUGAAGCAGAAUACGAAAUGUGUUGACAGUAGCAAAAACCGCCACAUGGGAAACUCUCUGGAUAGGGAAGGCUGGUCGUUUGAUGAAACGCAGCACGAGGAUGCAGAUCGGGGGAGCAAAGGAGAAACAGAGCAGCCUGCGAAUACUGAAAUGAGCAAAUCAAUGGAAGGCAGUUUUACGGCUCUAGUGGAAAAUUAUAACAUGGUCGGGGGCAGUUACAUACGAACUCCUGACAUUAAGGGGAUGUGGCAAAAGUUUGAAGAUGAAAGAAUGAAAGAAUCGAGCCCCAGCCCGCCCGAGUGCACGAGUUCAGUUUCGGCCAGCUCAAGUCCAGUUAGAUCUGAAACAACAUCUUUGGCCUCUCAAGUUUUCAAAAUUGCUGGUGAAAGGGGACUCGAUGUGCAGAAUUUUGAAUGCGCUGGUUGCAAGUCUUGUUUGGAUGAACAGAAUUACAAGGUCUGUCACUAUACAGGAGAAUAUUUCUGCAACGCGUGCAUGAGCGUUGAGGAAGUCACCAUUCCCGCCAGAAUGAUACACAACUGGGAUUUUAAAGUUUAUCCGGUGUCUCAAAAGAGCUUCAAUUACCUCAAUGAAGUAAAGGACUACCCUGUGAUAGAUUUUAAAUCUCUAAAUCCGUAUAUUUAUGGGGCUGUCGAAGAAAUGGCUGAACUGCAAGUUCUAAGAAAUCAACUGAACUUUUUGCGAGCGUAUUUAUACACUUGUCGAGAACCUAUUAUAGAACAACUACAAAAGCAAAUGUGGCCCAGAGAGUAUAUGUAUGAGCAUAUUCAUCAAUAUUCAAUAACCGACCUUCAUGACAUUCAAAGUGGUACAUUGGCUUCACAGCUGCAGAAAGUUGUAAAAUUUGGCAGAGACCACGUAUUUAGCUGUUGGCUUUGCAGCCAGAAGGGGUUUGUUUGCGAAGUUUGCAAUAAUCCAAAGUCCUUAUUUCCAUUCGAUGUCGAAAAUGUUUUCCGAUGUGAUUUGUGUAAUGCCGUGUAUCAUAAGAAUUGCCUCAAUUCUUCUAAACCAUGUCGCAAAUGCGAGAGGAGAAAAAAGCGAGAAGAUCUACCCCUUGAUGGUGCUAUUUGUCCAGAGUGAUACUGCGGGAUAAUCUUUGACCUCAACUGUUAUUUUGUUUUAUAUUUUUGAACCACAAGUUCAAACAUUUUAAUGAUUACUAAUAAACGUAUGUAAAGGAA